AUGGAGCUGGCCUGGAGCUGCUGCUUCUUGCUCUCCUCCUGCGCGCGCGCGCUCCGGCGGCUGCUCCAGCUCCCCGCGCUCCUCUGCUGCGAGGCCAUGGCGUGGGCGCUCACCUUCAUCGCCUUCCCCCUCCGCAUGCUCACCGCCGUCGAGAGGGAGCGCAAGAUGGGUCGGCUGGUUGCGGAGAUGCAGGCGCAGAUGGACGACCUGGCGUGGGAGAACACGGCGCUGGAGGACAGGCUGCGGGCGGCGCUCCGCGACCAGGAGGCCGUGGAGGCGGUUCUUGACGAGAUGGAGGACGAGCACGAGGACGCCCUUGCCAGGAUCCAUGUCCUCGAGACACAGCUCAAGGCGCUGAGGCAGGAGAACAUGCGGCUGAACGAGCACAAGGGAAAGUCCAAGUGGGACAAGCCCACGGGGCCGGCGGCGGCUCGCCACGGCAGCGGCGGCAGCCCCGCGUCCGAGCCUGACAAGAAGCCGGCGAAUCGUGGGCGGGGAGACGAAGACGUGGCGGCUGCAAAGCGUGCCGACCCGGCGUCGGUGCUCGCGCUGACGACGGAGGCGGCCUCGUCGGUGUCGUCGAGCGCGGCCGCGGACGAGGCCCUGGCGACGGCGGUGGCGCGGCGCUGGAGCCUGUUCAGCCUGGGCAUGUCGCUGGCGGUGGGCGCGGUGGCGUGGUCGGCCGACGCGCCGUGCCUGCCGCUGAUGGCGGGGCUGUUCGCCGUCGUGGGGACAGAUGAAUUCUGCUUCCAGUUCCAGUUCCAGUUCCAGAUGACUGGUGCAUUUCCAUAUCGGAAUCUCCCUUUCCAAGUUCCAACAAUGGCUUUGAGUGACAAUCUGUCUUUCUCUGGGACAGUUCCAUCCAUGCCAACUCGCUUUUUCUGUAUUGUUUGGCACAAACAAUUGUAA
Messenger RNA from Miscanthus lutarioriparius, 909 nucleotides. Lineage: Eukaryota; Viridiplantae; Streptophyta; Magnoliopsida; Poales; Poaceae. The record is from the annotation of a GenBank genome assembly.